Molecule: messenger RNA, 2509 nt
Organism: Paramecium pentaurelia
Lineage: Eukaryota; Ciliophora; Oligohymenophorea; Peniculida; Parameciidae
Source: the annotation of a GenBank genome assembly
AUGAAAUUCGCUGAAUUCUUAUUAAACAAUAUUAUUCCAGAAUGGGCCUUAAUGUAUUUGAAUUAUAAGGCCAUAAAAGCCUAUUUAUCAACUUCAGGUGCCUUAAAAGACUUCCUACUCUAUGCCAAAAAAACAAAGAGCACUCAAGAGUACAAGGAUAUUAAGAAAGUCGUUAUGGAAAAAACUUAUAUCAUAUCAAAAAUAAUGGUGGAUUAGAAAGAAUUCAAUAAAAAAUUCAAUUAAGAAAUAUCUAAAAUAAGAUCCUUUGUGAAUGCCAAAUAUAAUGAUUUGAAGGGCAAGACUUAUAAAAUAUAAUUAUAAAUAUUGUCAAUGAAUAGAUAAAAGAGAUAAUUAGAUAGGAAUAAAAAGCGUUCAGUAAUCAGAGGAAAUUCUUAGGUAGCAGAAGAAUUAACUGAAUAAUUAACUAGAAAAUCAAUCAAAGUGAAAGAGUCAGAGUUCAAUUAGAAAUGUAAUAAAUUGAAAGAAUUAUGUUUUUAAUUAUAUAAUGAAGGGGUGAAUUUUGAUAAGUAUUUAAAAAUCAAUCAAGAAUCUAUUCGUAAACUUUUAAAGAAAUAAAAUAAGAAAUCCAUUAAGAUAAAUUAAGAACAAAUAAAUAUGGAUGAAUCUAAGAAAUUGGCUUCAGAGAUAAAUUUUGAUUUAAUAAGAAAUAAAGUCAAAUAAUUAUUAUUUCAAGUAGAGAAAUACCUUUUAAAACACUUCUAUCAAACUCAAUAAUAACUAUGUAAGGAAUAACUUCGUAAAUAUCAAUUUCAAAAUAAUUAAAAUAAUAAAGCAUGGUUUUAGUUUGGUCUAUUCACUGGCUUUUCAUUGAUGUUAAUGUCAUUCAUCAUAUUUUUAGCAACUUAAAAAUAGUUAAACAUUUUAAAUAAUACUAUUAUUUAUGAAUCAUUUCCAAUUUACAGAGGAGCCUUGUUGUUUAUUCUGUAUUAUUGGUCCUUAACAAUAGUUAUUCACCUAUGGAAUAUAUCCAAGAUUAAUUAUAAAUUAUAUUUCUGCUUCAAUCAUCAUUUCUCAACUAUCAAUGAAUAAUUAAAAAGAGUAAUGACUUUGACCACAAUCUUUUUAUUAGUUAGUCUUUUUUAUAUAUGCGAUGUUUCUAGAUUAGGUGUUAUAUUUUCAAAUCUUAAAGGAGAAGAGUAUUUCCCAUUAAUAAUUUGGGCUUCUCUUUUGGCAAUAGUGGCAUUUCCUUCAAAAUUUAUAUUUAAUGGACAAGGUCGAUUGUGGCUUUAUCGUAAUUUAUGGCAAUCAUUAAAUCUAAAAGUAAUAGAAUAACGUCAUUUUUUCAUAAUCAGUCAAUUCACUUCAUUAAUUAUACCAUUUACUGACCUAACAUAUACAGUGUGUGAAUAUUCGAAAGGAGUAUAUUAUUAUUGAUUAAUUUAAUAGAUAAAAAAUCAAGAAGAUAAUGAUUUUAAUUUAUAUGAUGAAUGCUUUUUCAUUUCUAGAUAUUUCACUUUAGCUUUAGUGUUAAUCCCCUAUUUAAUUUUAAUAUUUUUAAACAUAUUUUUGACUAAAAAAUAGUUGAACACGAAUCUUUUUUUUAUAGAUUUUAUCAGAAAUAUAUUUUCAAUUGCUCUAAUCAUUUUUGCCACUUUAUCUUAUUAGGAAUCUAGCUUUUUUUAUUAUUGGUUAGGAAUGGCAAUUUUUAUUGCAUUUUUAAAUAUAAUUUCCAGUAUUAAGAAAUGGAGUUAUUUGGAUAUUAAAGAAAAGAGAUAAAAGAAAUAACUUAUAUCCUAUAAAUAAAAAUUAUUAAUAAUAUACCUACCUUUUGGAAUACUUCAGCCAUUAUCAAUAUCUACUUCAAUAUUUGGGUGUUUCGAUUAGAGCGAAUAACACAGUCUUCUUAUAUUAUAUAUAGGUAUUGCUGAAUUAAUUAGAAGUAAUUAUCACAAUAUCAUUAUUAUUUAGGAAUGAUUAUCAAUUAUUAUAUUGUUGAUGCUGAGCACUUUAGAAAUAAAUAGAAAUAUUAAACUGUUGGUGAAUAUGAGUUUCCAUUUGAGGAAUUUUAUACUAAGAUACAACUAUAACAAUUAUUGUAAGAAAAUCAUAAAUUCUACUUAGAUAAUAUGAGUCUGAUGAUAGUGAUGAUGAUUAGAAAGAAUUUAUAGGAAUGAACAAAGAAAAGAAUUCUGAUAUUGAAAUUAUCAUGACUUAAAUGGAACCGUCAACGUAAAGUAGACCAGAUGUUGGACUUUUUGUUCAGGGAUAAUCGAUAUUAAAUUAAGUUAAUAAUUCUGAAAAUCAUUUAUAGAAAUAAGUUAAAUAGUUCAAAAUAUCUGAAUUGAUAGUUAAGGAAUCAGAAAAAGCUUUGGGAGAGAGUUUUUUAAAUUAUGACAUUAAUAAUUUUAAACCAGAUGAAUUGAAUUCGAUAAUCAAUUGUUAAUAAAUAUCAGAAAGUGAUUUAUAAAGUUUGCAUGUUAAUAACAAGAAUACUAAGGAAGAAAUAAAUAAAUUGUAUGAAGAAUUUGGUAUCUAAAUCAAAUAGUGA